UACCAUUUCUACUAUUAUUUAUAUUAUUUAUAUUUUUCUUACACGUGUAUAUGCUGUGCGUUAUUUAAAGUAAUCGACAGAACUAUUAAUCUUAUUUUAGGAGUUCUAUUUUUUCUAUUUUUCUUACACGUGUAUAUGCUGUGCGUUAUUUAGAAUAAUCGCACGUUUUUUAUGUCUCCGUCGUGUCGUCGUGCUGCGUGAGUUUCAGAGUUUUUAUAUUUUUCUAUGAGUUUAUUGGUCCUUUGAGGCUUUCUAUUUUUCUACCGGCUGUUGUUUUUAUCCUGUAGCUGUCGUUUUUUGUACAUGAUUUCUAUCUAUUUAUUUUAUAACUAUGUGUAAGGGAGGUUGGGACACUGGGUGUGUAGGGAGAGUUGGGCCCAUAAAAGACUCUUUAACCUACCGCCCCGGUUCUCAAGGCUGGGCACCCAGGGUCCUGCCUCUUUCUUUCUGUUUAUAUGUUAUUGUCUGUGUUUUUGUACGCUUGGGUAUGUUAUUGUCUGUGUUUUGUGUGCUUGGGUGGGGGAGGUUCUUUCUUUUCCUCUGAGCUAGUAUGCUAUAAACAUGUUUUUUUCAUGCAAAGAAAGCCGGCAAAACAAACGCCCAAAUUCCAUUCCGUCGGUUGAUGCCGUAAAAAUUUAUUCCUUCACCGGCAGACUUAGACUGGAUUAUGGCGGAUCAAGUUGUACCGCAAGCUGAACAUUUAGAGCUUGCAGUUGAAGUUGCAGAAUACUAUGAUUUCUUUGAAGAUGAUUUACCAGUCCUACAUUGGCUAGACGUUUAUUACUGGAUGGAACUUGAACCACCAGCUAGCUUUGGCCAGAUGGACUUCCAGUCCCAGCCGCUGGACUUCCAAUUCCAGCCGCUGGACAUCCAGUUCCAGCCGCUAGACUACAAUAACAUACAGUGACUACAGUAACAUUGACUAUAACAGUAACAUCAACUAUACUUAUAUACAGCAACUAAUAACUACUUAA
Geodia barretti is the source of this 974-nucleotide messenger RNA. The record is from the annotation of a GenBank genome assembly. NCBI's taxonomy places the organism in Eukaryota, Metazoa, Porifera, Demospongiae, Tetractinellida, Geodiidae.